AUGAGGAAUCUCUCAGUAGUGUCCCAAUUUGUCCUGCUGGGCAUCCCGCACACAGAGGGUCUGGAGACCAUGCUCUUUGUCCUGUUUUUGUCUUUCUACAUCUUCACGCUAGUGGGAAACUUGCUCAUAUUUCUUGCAAUUGUCUCCUCCACUCGGCUUCACACACCCAUGUAUUUCUUCCUGUGCCAGCUCUCAGUGUGUGACAUAUUUUUCCCUUCUGUGAGCUCUCCCAAGAUGCUGUUCUACCUCUCAGGAAAUAGCAGAGCCAUCUCCUAUGCAGGCUGUGUGUGCCAGCUCUUCUUCUAUCAUUUCCUGGGUUGUACUGAGUGUUUCCUGUACACAGUGAUGGCCUAUGAUCGCUUUGUUGCCAUAUGCUACCCACUACGGUACUCAAUAAUCAUGAACUACAAAGUGUGUGGUGUACUGGCUAUAGGGACAUCAUUUUUUGGCUGUAUUCAGGCUACCUUUCUGACCACUCUCACCUUCCAGUUGCCCUACUGUGGUCCUAAUCAGGUAGACUAUUACUUCUGUGAUAUUCCUGUCAUGCUAAAACUGGCUUGUGCGGACACAUCAGUUCUAGAGAUGGUAGGGCUCAUCAGUGUGGGCCUGAUGCCUCUCAGCUGCUUCCUCCUCAUCCUUACCUCCUACAGCUGUAUCCUCUGCUCCAUUCUGCAGAUCCGCUCUGCUGAGGGGCGGCAUAGAGCCUUCUCCACCUGCAGUGCCCACCUCACCGCCAUCCUCCUCGCCUUUAUGCCAGUGGUCCUCAUAUACCUCCAGCCCACCCCCAAUCCCUGGCUUAAUGCAGCCGUUCAGGUCUUGAAUAACCUGGUUACACCUAUGCUGAAUCCUUUGAUUUAUAGCUUGAGAAAUAAGGAAGUAAAAUGUUCUCUGAAUAAACUGAUUCAGCAAGUACCUAGUAUGUCUAAAAAGUAA
Molecule: messenger RNA, 933 nt
Organism: Acomys russatus (golden spiny mouse)
Lineage: Eukaryota; Metazoa; Chordata; Mammalia; Rodentia; Muridae
Product: olfactory receptor 149-like
Exons: 1
Coding region: 1-933 (310 amino acids)
Biological process (GO): G protein-coupled receptor signaling pathway
Cellular component (GO): membrane
Molecular function (GO): G protein-coupled receptor activity; olfactory receptor activity
Source: RefSeq, a predicted model, not a curated record